GGCCCCAACGGUCCCUCCCAGGGCGCGCGGCGGCGGGUCUCGCACGCUGACCCCUCCCAGGCCCAGCGCGGAGCCGGAAGGGGGAUGGAGGCGGAAAGGCGGGAGCUCGCUGCAGGGCGAGGGGAAGAGAAAAGACUUACCAAGAAGAAUUUUGAUCUAGAAAAGUUAAAUAUCCCCAAGGAGAAAAGCAGAUAUGAACAAACUGAGAUUCCAACUGUGGCUAUGGAAAAUCAGACACUGCUUGGUGGAAUUUCAAGUACAGAAGAUGGAUUUAUCUCUGAAAUAUUUAGUCAAAAUAGUCCAUUUAGUUCUGAAAACCUUAACUUUGAAAAUACAGUAAUUAAUAAACCUGGUGAAGAAGGGUUUCCCUCCAGUCAAGACAGACAUUUAUGCACUAUGGCUGUUGGAGAAACUUUGCUGGAUCAAUUCAAAUACCCUCUUACUACUGAAAGUCAAAAUACAAUACUCAAGGUCAAAAUACAGCCACUUGUAGAAGAAAAUCAUGAUAAUGAAAUCAUUGGAAAUUAUCAGAAACUACAAGACCUAAAUCCUUCAGAAGAAGCUAAACAUAUAUAUCCACCUUAUCCACCGUCGCACUCAUACAAUGUCCAUUUUCUGUCUUCCUUAAUGAUGCAACAUAGAAAUUCUAAUGUUUUGUCACUAAGUACCUGCCCUCCAGAAGGAACAAUCAAUCAAAAUGUCAGAAUGAUACCCGUAUUCAGACCACUACUAGAUCCAGUUACUGGUGGGAAUAAUUGUAUUUGUUAUGACCAAUUCAAAGGAAUGCUUAAUAGUUGUGUACAGUCACAAGCCUUGCCAGGUAGCUCCGAUGAACCUUGCAGUGAUACCAGCACUUUACCUCAGACUAGUGCUCCUGUCUGUGAUGAACUUGCGGAGGUAAAAGAGGCAAUUGUUAGUAAUAUGGCUAAUAACCAAAAGGAAGCAGUUUUUCAGAAUUCAAAUGCAGGAGAAACCAGCUGCAAGUUACUAACUGCACAAAAUAUAAUGGAGGACCCCAGCUGUUCACACAGAAAAGAUUCCAGUCCAGUGGUGAUCUGCCAGUUAAAAGGAGGCACUCAAAUACUCUGUAUAAACAGUUCUGGCACAAGAGAACUGAAAACAGUUCAUCUGGUUCCCCAGUAUCAAAACCAAGAUAAUUAUCUUCAGUCAGAUGCGCCUAACCCUAUGACAACUCUGCUGGGACAAUUUUUGCCAAUUCCAGGUAAAGUGGAUCUCAAUGAACAACAGCUUGAGAAUGGAUCUUUACAAUCAGUAGCUAGCAGUGCCACAUUCCAAUCAGAAGUAAAUCUUCAAGGGCCAACAAAAAUGACUUUAGUUGGAUUGCCUCUUAGUUCAUGGGAUACAAAGUCUAAAAAACCGUGUAACUGUACCAAAUCUCAGUGUUUGAAAUUAUAUUGCGAUUGCUUUGCCAAUGGUGAUUUUUGCAACAACUGCAACUGUAAUAAUUGUUACAACAAUCCACUUCAUGAAACUGAGCGGUUUAAAGCUAUUAAGGCUUGUCUUGAUAGAAACCCAGAAGCUUUCCUACCAAAGAUUGGGAAAGGGAAACUGGGGGAUAUUAAACCUCGCCACAACAAAGGAUGUAAUUGCAAGCGCUCAGGGUGCCUUAAGAAUUAUUGUGAGUGCUUUGAGGCAAAAAUUAUGUGUUCCUCUAUUUGCAAAUGCAUUGGCUGCAAAAAUUAUGAAGAAAGCCCAGAUCGAAAAACACUAAUGAACAUGCCCAACUACACGGAAAUUAGAAAUAAUGACGAAAACAUCCUUGUUUCAACAUCUACAUUUGAAAUGUUAUCAAAAUCUAGAAGAGACAGGCAACCUACUACAUGUAUAUCCUGGGAAGUGGUUGAAGCAACAUGUGCUUGUCUCCUGGCACAAGCUGAAGAGGCAGAAAAAGAAACUUACUCUGUUUGUCUAGCAGAACAAAUGAUCUUGGAAGAGUUUGGGAGAUGCUUGUCACAGAUUCUGCAUUCAGAAUUUAAGUCCAAAGGGCUGACAGUUGAGUAAUGUACAAUGUAUUCUAAAACUAAUGAGUGUUCACUUUAUUGAGCAUCACUAUAUUCUGAGUACUGUUAUUACUCAGUGGCCUGAUUUUGACUUAACUUCAUUGAUUUUAACUCAGUUGAUUCUGAAUUACAGUGGUUUAAGUGAGAUCAGAAUCAGGACCAAAACAUUUAAAGAGUCACCUAGAAUAUUUUAUUUAUGUUAAAGGAUUUUCCAUAAAACAACAUCAUUGCUUUGGGCCAAAUUCUGAAGUCUUUAGCCAAACAAAACUGCCAUUGAAAUCCAAAUAAUUUACAUGGCUUUGAUAGGCGUUUACCUAAGUAAGGUAUUUAAAUCAAUGAUUUUAGGAUUAGGCUCCAAAAGAGGCCUGAUUUAGGAUUAGGCCCUUUUAGUACUAUGAAAGCACUUAGUACAAUCAGAAGAGUAGAGAGCUACUUUAUAACUUGUAAUAUACAUCUUUUGGUGUUUUCUCCACUUUUCCAGUUUGGGGAAAAAUUAAAUAUUAAAACCAAGAUUUUUAUAUAUGGCCUUCAUUUUUGCAGUUGCAAUUUUGCUCCCACAAAUCCAGUAGUUAGAUGUGAAUGAUUGAUAUUUAUAUUAUGCAGUUCAUUACAACUGCCCAAAAACACCUGCAGAAAUGGAGAUUGGAUGGAGGCGCAGCUGAAAACUAGGGCCUCAAAGUUUUCUCUAGACCUGUCUCAACACCUGCUCUUCCAAUUACAAUGAAUAGAGCUGCACUACUUUAAAAAGGAUUAAACAAUCACUGCCCAUUUUUGUGGGAGUUUUGUGAAUAUUUGGUUUUGGUCUAUAUAUACUGUACCUGUCAAUAUUCAAUCUACCUGCAGAUAACUGUAUUUUGAAGGUGUUCACAUUUUUGAAUCCUCACUUAGGUCCUUCUUUAUUCACACAAUAAAUAUUUAAUCAAUUUA
This is a messenger RNA of Mauremys mutica (yellowpond turtle), 2948 nucleotides long. RefSeq names its product testis expressed metallothionein like protein (gene TESMIN). The record is from RefSeq and is a predicted model, not a curated record. The transcript has 13 exons. NCBI's taxonomy places the organism in Eukaryota, Metazoa, Chordata, Testudines, Geoemydidae. Gene Ontology annotation, biological process: regulation of DNA-templated transcription. Gene Ontology annotation, cellular component: nucleus. The coding region runs from base 85 to 2022 and encodes 645 amino acids.